Callorhinus ursinus (northern fur seal) is the source of this 2576-nucleotide messenger RNA. RefSeq names its product enolase 3 (gene ENO3). Lineage: Eukaryota; Metazoa; Chordata; Mammalia; Carnivora; Otariidae. Gene Ontology annotation, biological process: glycolytic process. Gene Ontology annotation, molecular function: phosphopyruvate hydratase activity; magnesium ion binding. Gene Ontology annotation, cellular component: phosphopyruvate hydratase complex. The record is from RefSeq and is a predicted model, not a curated record.
CUGACGCCCCCCGAGCCCGUUCCUCGACAGCCGCGCAGCUGAGUCACCGGGCCGCCCGGGCGGGGCCGUGCUCGGGCACGUGGCGGCGCUCCCGGCCCGCCGGCUCCUGACCUCUGGCCCGCCGCACCCCCGACCCCGGGGUGGAAGAGUCCGGGAGGGCGCGGCCGGAGCCGGGGACCGGGCGGGGGAGAGGACGAGCCUCCAGGUGCCCGCGUGUCCGGGCUGGGGCUGCGGCGGAGGUCCGGGCGCGGCCCCCCCAGAGCCGCCCCGCCGCGCCCAGACGCGCGCGGGGGCCACCCCUCCUCCCGCCAUUCGUUUUGCGCCCUGCUGAGGAACCUCAUUCACUGGUGGGCUGGGGCCGCGGCCCGAGGCGCCCGCGGUCGGCCGGGAAGGACUCCCGGCUGCCGAUCUGCACCCUGGGCGACAAGUGCUGGCCCGGCGCAAUCAGUGGGGAGCCGCGCCAAGUCUGAGGGCCCGUCUAAAUUCGGCUCCCUGCCCCCUCCCCCACCCCGUUGCUGGCCCGGGGCGGGGAGGGUGGGGGGAGGGGCCCAGAAGGGCGGCCAUGAGGACCCUGAGGGGUGAGACCCUCUCGCCUUCCGAGUGGGGGAUUCCAUUUGAGACCUCAGAGCUUGCCCGGGACCCCGGCCCCGCCUCCCGACUGAGGGCAGAGGCAGCCGGGCGCCUGCCAAGUGAGCUGAGCAUGUGUGGAUGUCAAUCCUGCAGCCCCUCUUCCAGGCCCCCUCCCCAGCCCUGCAGGGCUCAGGUUACCCCUGGCCUUUGCUGAAGGGCACUAGUCCCUCUUUAACCUUUGCCAAAGGGCAAUAUAAUCCUGGCGAAGGGAGAGACCCCCGAUCUGAAGGCCCUCCCCUGCCCCUCCCCAGAGCUGGAAUUAAAAGUAGGGGCUUUUAUUGGGGGACAGAGAGGAAGGAGGGGUAGUCGUUGACCUUUGGGAAGGGAGCAGGUGCCCAGGGCCAAAGGUUGCUGCUUUCGGCUGUAGUGGGCACUUGGCUGCCAGCCCAGGGUGGAGGGGGAGGAUGGAGAGAGGGGGAGAGGCGGGGCUGGCUGGGGCACAGGGUGGCUAGGGGAUAAAUGCCCAGCCUGAGAGGGGGUGAGCUGACACUGUCCCAGCUGCCACCUAGACUCGGAGCUCACCCCGACCCCCUAGCGAAGACGCCCCAGGUCUGCCAUGGCCAUGCAGAAGAUCUUUGCCCGGGAAAUCCUGGACUCCAGGGGCAACCCCACAGUAGAGGUGGACCUGCAUACGGCCAAGGGCCGAUUCCGAGCAGCUGUGCCCAGCGGAGCUUCCACGGGUAUCUAUGAGGCCCUGGAACUGAGAGAUGGAGACAAAUCCCGCUACCUGGGGAAAGGUGUCCUGAAGGCCGUGGAACACAUCAACAAGACCCUAGGCCCCGCUCUGCUGGAAAAGAAACUAAGCGUCGUGGAUCAAGAAAAAGUUGACAAGUUUAUGAUCGAGCUGGAUGGGACUGAGAACAAGUCCAAGUUUGGGGCCAAUGCCAUCCUGGGCGUCUCCCUGGCCGUGUGCAAGGCUGGCGCAGCAGAGAAGGGGGUCCCGCUCUACCGGCACAUCGCAGACCUCGCCGGGAACCCGGACUUGGUCCUCCCGGUCCCUGCCUUCAACGUGAUCAAUGGGGGCUCCCAUGCUGGAAACAAGCUGGCCAUGCAGGAGUUUAUGAUCCUGCCCGUGGGAGCCAGCUCCUUCAAGGAAGCUAUGCGCAUCGGCGCUGAGGUCUACCACCACCUCAAGGGGGUCAUCAAGGCCAAGUACGGGAAGGAUGCCACCAACGUGGGUGACGAGGGUGGCUUUGCACCCAACAUCCUGGAGAACAAUGAGGCCCUGGAGCUGCUGAAGACCGCCAUCCAGGCGGCCGGCUACCCCGACAAGGUGGUCAUUGGCAUGGACGUGGCGGCGUCCGAGUUCUAUCGCAACGGGAAGUACGACCUCGACUUCAAGUCCCCGGAUGACCCCGCGCGGCACAUCACUGGGGAGAAGCUGGGGGACCUGUAUAAGAACUUCAUCAAGAACUACCCUGUGGUCUCCAUCGAGGACCCCUUUGACCAGGAUGACUGGGCCACCUGGACCUCAUUCCUCUCGGGGGUGAACAUCCAGAUCGUGGGGGAUGACCUCACCGUCACCAACCCCAAGAGGAUUGCCCAGGCCGUUGAGAAGAAGGCCUGCAACUGCUUGCUGCUGAAGGUCAACCAGAUUGGCUCAGUGACCGAGUCCAUCCAGGCUUGCAAACUGGCUCAGUCUAACGGCUGGGGGGUGAUGGUGAGCCACCGCUCCGGGGAGACUGAGGACACGUUCAUCGCCGACCUCGUUGUGGGGCUCUGCACGGGCCAGAUCAAGACUGGUGCUCCUUGCCGCUCAGAGCGUCUGGCCAAGUACAACCAGCUCAUGAGGAUCGAGGAGGCGCUUGGGGACAAGGCUGUCUUUGCGGGACGCAAGUUCCGUAACCCGAAGGCCAAAUGAGAAGCUGCAGGCCCCAAGACCCCACAGGACCCAUCUAGGCCUUCAGGCCCUUCCCCGGGGGAAUAAACACUGGUGGCAAGCAAGA